Molecule: messenger RNA, 1452 nt
Organism: Aspergillus affinis
Lineage: Eukaryota; Fungi; Ascomycota; Eurotiomycetes; Eurotiales; Aspergillaceae
Product: putative C-14 sterol reductase
Exons: 3
Coding region: 1-1452 (483 amino acids)
Biological process (GO): ergosterol biosynthetic process
Cellular component (GO): endoplasmic reticulum membrane
Molecular function (GO): Delta14-sterol reductase activity
Source: RefSeq, a predicted model, not a curated record
AUGACAUUCCAUGUAGAUGUGAAGUACGAGUUUGGCGGACCUCUCGGUGCAUCGGCCAUCACCUUCGGCCUGCCCAUCCUUCUUUAUUUCUUUGCCUUCGCCUGCAAUGACGUGUCUGGCUGCCCGGCGCCCUCUCUGUUGAAUCCGCAGACGCUGAGCUGGGAAAAAGUGCGGGCGGAGAUCGGCUGGCCCGCGGGCGGCCUGAGGCAUCUCGGCAGUUGGCAAGCGACCGGCGUCGUGGUGGUUUAUUAUUGCUUCAGUCUGCUAUUGUGGAGAGUCUUGCCCGCGCAGAUCACGCAUGGCACGAAACUGGCUCACCAUGGACGUCCGUUGGAAUAUCGCUUUAAUGCAUUUUCGUCCACCCUCGUCCAUCUGGCCAUCUGCGCCGUGGGGACCUAUUUCCAAGGCGCCGAUUUCAUUGUCUGGACCUAUAUGGCCGACAAUUACGUCCAAAUCCUGACUGCCAACAUCCUGAUCGCAUAUGUCCUUGCGAUAUUUGUCUAUGCGCGCAGCUUCAGUGUGAAUACCAACUACUCGAAUGACGAGAUGCGCGAGCUGGCUGCCGGAGGCCAGACCGGAAAUUUCAUAUACGAUUUCUACAUUGGCCGCGAGCUGAACCCGCGCGUCACGCUGCCUGGUUUCGGAGAGAUUGACCUCAAGACCUGGUGCGAGAUGCGCCCGGGAUUGACCGGUUGGAUCCUGCUGAAUCUGGCCUUCGUCGCCAAGCAGUAUCGGACGUACGGAUUCCUAUCCGACAGCAUCAUUUUCACGGCGUGUGUGCAGGCCUUCUACGUGCUAGAUGGGCAGUAUAUGGAAACCGGCAUUCUGACGAUGAUCGACAUCACGACAGACGGAUUCGGCUUUAUGCUCUCCUUCGGAGAUGCCCCAUGGGUGCCUUUCUUAUACUCCACGCAAUAUCGCUAUCUGUCCGUCCACCCUGUCCAUCUCGGCUGGACUGGAAUCGGCGCCGUGAUUGCCGUGUUCUCUUUCGGGCUGUAUCUCUUCCGGGCGGCGAACUCUCAGAAGAACACGUUCCGCAAGAAUCCAGAAGACCCCAAGGUCAAGCACCUCUCGUUUAUCCAGACCAAACGCGGAACCAGGCUGCUCACUGCCGGCUGGUGGGGAAUGUCCCGCCACAUCAAUUAUUUCGGAGACUGGCUCCAGGCGUUGCCGUUUAGUUUGCCCACCGGGCUGGCUGGUUAUGCGAUUCUUCCUGCAGGAAGCGCGACAGCCGCGUCUCAUGUUUUUCGAAUGCUGGAUGGACGAGAAGUUGUAGGCGACCAGGCUGCGGGCUGGGGUGUCUUCUUUACUUCCUUUUAUGUGCUCUACUUUGCGAUCUUACUGAUUCAUCGCGAGCGGCGAGAUGAUGCGAUGUGCCUGGAGAAGUAUGGCGCUGAUUGGGAGAAAUAUAGGAAGCUUGUGAAAUGGAGGAUUGUUCCGGGGAUUUAUUAG